This is a messenger RNA of Brenthis ino (lesser marbled fritillary), 558 nucleotides long. NCBI's taxonomy places the organism in Eukaryota, Metazoa, Arthropoda, Insecta, Lepidoptera, Nymphalidae. The record is from the annotation of a GenBank genome assembly.
AUGUCGAAAUGGAACAUAAUAUCACUUCGAUACUUUAACCCGGUCGGCGCCCAUCCCUCUGGUCUGAUCGGGGAAGACCCCACUAAAGAGUUCACAAACCUCAUGCCAUUCAUGGCUCAAGUGGCACUCGGCAAGAAACCUGUACUCACAAUAUUUGGGGAUGAUUAUAAUACGCCUGAUGGGACAGGUAUCAGAGACUACAUCCAUGUAAUGGAUUUGGCGAGUGGUCACGUGGCUGCUUUAAAUUUGCUAAAUGAAACUCACGGUCGACUCAAGGUUUUCAACUUAGGCACAGGUAGAGGGGUAUCAGUGAAAGAGUUAGUGGGAGUCUUUGAACGUGUCACUAACACUAAGAUACCACUGAAAUACGUUGCGAGGAGACUAGGCGAUAUUACUGCUAUGUGGGCGGACGCUACGCUAGCCAAGGAGGAGUUAGGAUGGACCACCAAACGGUCCGUCGAAGAAAUGUGCACUGAUUUUUGGCGAUGGCAGACAAUGAACCCUGAUGGAUACCCGAAGAAGAAAAAUAAAACUACCAUUGUUAUUAAUGGUAAUUCA